Molecule: messenger RNA, 2078 nt
Organism: Tachysurus fulvidraco (yellow catfish)
Lineage: Eukaryota; Metazoa; Chordata; Actinopteri; Siluriformes; Bagridae
Product: B-cell receptor CD22-like
Exons: 9
Coding region: 33-1382 (449 amino acids)
Source: RefSeq, a predicted model, not a curated record
AGUACUUUUAUUUCUCAGACACUGAAGAAGAGAUGAAGAUGCUGCAGUUGGUUCUGAUUCUGCUCGUGCUGUCUGGUGUUUUCACUCAGGACAGUAAAUGGGAUGUGAAAUAUCCUGAUAAACCGAUCUGUGCUGUGAGAGGAUUCAGUGUCGCCAUUAAAUGUAGUUAUUAUUAUCCACAAGGUCAUCAGGUGAAACAAAAGCUUUGGUGCUCGAGUAACUUAAACACAUAUAAGUGUGAAGAUGAGUAUGUUUAUAACAGCUCAUUAAACACCAAGUCAGACUUUAAGUUCACUGGAGACGACAAAUCAGACUGUACUUUAUUAAUCCACAAUGUACAGUUCAGUUAUUCUGGAGUUUACAGAUUCAGAUUUAUUACUAAUGUGACUGGUGGUAAAUGGACAGGUGAACCUGGAGUGACUCUACAAGUUACAGAUUUAAAGGUGUCACUAAUCAGACUCAGUGGAAACGGAACCCUUAAACAAGGAGACUCCUUAAAUCUGACGUGUGAUGUGAACUGCACACACACUUCCUCACAGUUUGUGUGGACUAAGAACAAUCAGCGUUUAUAUACAUCAGGACCCGUUCUUCACUUUCCUGCUCUAAUCCUGAGGGAUUCUGGGAAUUACACCUGCACUUGGGGAACCGGUGACACGUCAGGAUCUGAAACCAUCAGCCUUCACGUGGAGGAUUUAAAGGUGUCACUAAUCAGACUCAGUGGAAACGGAACCCUUAAACAAGGAGACUCCUUAAAUCUGACGUGUGAUGUGAGCUGCACACACACUUCCUCACAGUUUGUGUGGUCUAAGAACAACCAGCGUUUAUAUACAUCAGGACCCUUUCUUCACUUUCCUGCUCUAACCCUGAGGGAUUCUGGGAAUUACACCUGCACUUGGGGAACCGGUGAGACGUCAGGAUCUGAAACCAUCAGCCUUCACGUGGAGGAUUUAACAGGUGAAAAUCCUGAACACCAGUCAGUCUGGGUCAUUGUUUUGGUGAUCAUCGGAGUGAGUGUCUUCGUCUCAGUCGUCUCAGGAGCUGUGAUUCACAACAGGAGGAGGAAAUUUACAGCUCCAGAAGAAAACGUGGGGGAAAAUGGAGAGAAAACACGAACAAAGCCACAGUUCAGCUCUCAGGUUUCUCAUGUUGUUGAGGAAGAAAUGUUGAACAAUGAGGAAGUGAUUUACUCGUCUGUCCAGUUAAAAACAACCAAAAGUUCACAGCUAAACCGAGAUCCUCAGCCUGAUAAAGAAGUGUUAGAUAAAGGAGGAGACAUUUAUGCAUCUGUGUUGAAGAAACCCAACAAAGCCACCAAACGGUGUGACCACACGGAGCAGCAGAAGAACGAUUCUGUUAUCUACAGCAGUGUGAAAAUGACCUGAUGAUGUUUUCACACCUCAUUCAACUCCAGUGCAGAUGAGUUUUAUUUAGACAUCAUCAUAAAACCUCAUCAUACAUUUUCCCAAUGCAUGUAAUUCUUUAGGAUUUAAGACUUGUUAAUAUCACAGGACAUUUAUUUGCUGUACACAUCCUGUUAAGAAGGGCAUUUAAACUCUUACAUUUUAGUAAUUUUAAGUUACACAAAUGGCUUCAAUUGACAAACCAAACUGAGUAUUUCAUUAAAUAUUUAACAAAAUAUAUAGCAGCUGUCCAGUUAUAAAUCAUUCCCAGACGUUGCUUAUGAAGUCGGGCUGUGACAGUAUCGUCUCCAACAGAGCCAGUGUUAUAUUUAUUACAAAGGAAUUGAUUCUCUAAUUAAGUCUAAAUUCGUGUGAUUUCUUCAUUGUAAUUAGGGGUCCAAGCACCAAGGGCAAGUAGGAACCCUGUAGUUAUUCUACCUUUUCUCCUUCCUCUUCUUCUGGCUUGCUAGACUGUUUUAGUUUUCUAUGUGGUGAUGGAUUUAACUGCUCUGGGAUUUUAGACCCUUCUGAAUCCAUCGUGUCAUGAAUCUUUUACAAACAGGAUGUAAAGUAUUGUAUAUCCUGUAAAUGACAUGUUGGUAAAGAUCUUUUUCAUCAGCACAGGUACAUCCUGACUGUUUAGAUUAUAUAUGUACUGUAUAUAUGCCUGCUAGUCAU